Oenanthe melanoleuca is the source of this 2273-nucleotide messenger RNA. RefSeq names its product BAR/IMD domain containing adaptor protein 2 like 2 (gene BAIAP2L2). The transcript has 14 exons. Gene Ontology annotation, molecular function: protein binding. Bases 127 to 1608 code for a protein of 493 amino acids. Lineage: Eukaryota; Metazoa; Chordata; Aves; Passeriformes; Muscicapidae. The record is from RefSeq and is a predicted model, not a curated record. Gene Ontology annotation, cellular component: nucleoplasm; cytosol. Gene Ontology annotation, biological process: actin crosslink formation; plasma membrane organization; positive regulation of actin filament polymerization.
CCUUCCUUGCUGGUGACAGGCUCUUUCCAUCCAGCUGGCUGUGCAGAAGCAGAGUCCUUCGGGCCAGAAAAGCACUUUGUACUCUCCUUUGCUCCUUCUCUGUGGGAGAGUGAAUAGCCUCCAGAGAUGGAUCUGUCCUACAGAUCCACCAUCUCCAUCUAUAAGAGCAUCCUGGAGCAGUUCAACCCUGCACUGGAGAACCUGGUGUACCUGGGGAACAACUACCUGAGAGCCUUCCAUGCAUUAUCCAAGGCAGCUGAAGUGUAUUUUAAGGCAAUUGAGAAGAUUGGGGAGCAAGCACUGCAGAGUUCCACCUCACACAUGCUGGGUGAAAUUCUGAUGCAGAUGUCUGACACACAGAGAUUACUGAGCUCUGAUUUGGAAGUUGUGGCUCAGACCUUCCACGUGGACCUGCUGCAGCACAUGGAGAAGAACAGCAAAAUGGAUGUGCAGUUUAUCAGUGAGAGCCAGAAGCAGUAUGAGCUGGAGUACCAGCGAAGAGCCACCAACCUGGAUAAGUGCAUGGCAGAGCUGUGGAGAAUGGAGAGGGCUCGUGACAAAAAUGCCCGGGAGAUGAAGGAGAAUGUGAUCCGACUGCGCUCGGAGAUGCAGGCGUUCGUCUCUGAGAGCCAGAGGGAGGCUGAGCUGGAGGAGAAGCGCCGCUACCGCUUCCUGGCUGAAAAGCACCAGAUGCUCUACAACACUCUCCUCCAGUUUUACAGCAGGGCUCGGGGCAUGAUCCAGAGCAAGGCACCGCGGUGGAAGGAGCAGCUGGAAGCCACCCGUAACCCCUCAAACAGCCACUCCCAGGGGCUGCUCUCAGCCUCCCACAGCCAGGGGUACCCUCCAGCACGGCACACACCCACCCACCUCGAGAUGCCCCAGAGACCCCUUGGGGACUUUGCUUCUUCUAUGACUGGGAGUAGAUCCAGCAUCUUCACCCCGGACCCUCCUGAGAUGAGAAUGUCUCCUCAGCCAGAGUCUCCCAGGCGGCCCCUGCGGAGGACACCAUCAGCAGCCAGCCUGCUCCCUGCGGGCCGCACGUCCCGCUCGGGCUCCUUUGGCGAGGCCGGCGGCGAGGGCCGGAGGAGGAUCGGCACGAGCAGGGUCCAGGCCAUCGUGCCCCACACGCCGGGCGCCAACCGCACCCUGCUGCGCUUCGAGCCCGGGGACCUCAUCGCCGUGCUGAUGCCCGAGGCGCAGAACGGCUGGCUCUACGGAAAGCUGGAGGGCUCCUCCACGUGUGGCUGGUUCCCUGAAGCUUAUGUCAAGCCUUUGGAGAAUACAAGGGAGAUGGAGGAGCCAGACACCAGGUCCUUCCCGCUGCGCAGCAGUCACAGUAUGGAUGACAUCCUGGACCGUCCCAGCACUCCCUCCUCCAGCAAUUACUGGCCUGCUGCUGCCCAGCCCAGCUUGCCCAACCCACCUCCCCUCUCAGUGGGUGCCAGCAGCCACCAGGGUGGGGUGUCAGCCCCAGUCAGUUCUGGCUCCAAGAAAUCAGGAGUAGAUCAGCCCCCUGAACUCUUCCCACGAGGGACCAACCCCUUUGCCACAGUCAAGCUGCGCCCCACGGUCACCAACGACCGCUCGGCACCCAUCAUCCGAUGAAACAGGGCUGUGGGCUCUGCAGAACUUCGGCAGAGAAGGAGGAGGAGAAGUGACACUGCUGUGACCUCCAGCUGGGCAGCAACAUAGUGCUACCACCCAUGGAGUGAACUCUCUUUUCCCCUCCCUCCCAUACCUGUGGGACAAUGGGACCCAUCUCACCUGGGUGUCUGGUGUGCUUUAGCCAGAAGCAGAUCUCUGCUGCCCUUUCUGGACUGAUCCCUGCUUCCCUCCCCUUGUGGUGUUACUGUGCUUGAGUGGGAGGGAGCAGUCUAGUGUUACUGGUGCUGGUGGCCUGGGAGAAGGGAUGGGGCUGGAGGCAGGGCUGGCUAAGAUCAUCUGCUGUUGGGAUGCUGUGGGCAGAGAGCUUUCACCAAACUCUUCCUUUGCCACCAGAGGAAUGAACCCCAAAAGAGAAGGCUACAAGAAGGCUCUUGGUGAUGUGGUCCAGCUGACAGGGUCUGGUCUUGGCCCCUUUGACAGCUGUGUCCAUUUAGCACAUGUAGCAGCACCUGCCCCUUCUCACCCCAGGUGCAGCCCUUUACCUUGCUGGGCAGUGCUGGGGCAAGGCAGGGGCAGGUGACAGUGUCCAGCACCACUGCCCUGUCCCUUAAUGUACUGUCCUGUGUAAACUAUAUGGGGUUUUUUAAAAUAAAAUGGAGAAUGCA